AGCCCUCUCGGGUUCUCUCUGGGAGCUGGUUGGGUCCGGCCUGGGUGUCUGUAUCCCGUCAGGCAGCGCGGCGUCUCCAGGAGACCAGUACCAAACAGAGGCCGGGCGGGAGGGGAGCUAGCUGGCGGGUGGAGCGGGGCCGUGCACAGGGAUCCCGGCUGGGACGCAGGGGUGGGACCCGCGCCGCCUCCUCUUCUGUGCCGGGGGCGGGGAUGAGAAGGUGUUGUCCUGUGAACAUCACUGGAAGAAUAGGAGCAUUACUAAAGAGACUUGAAUAUGAAAGAUACGUUAUAGAUAAACGCAUGUGAUCUCUGUUACAUGGAGCAAUGCUGAAAUUCCAAGAGGCUGUUAAACAUGUCAGUGGUUCCGCACCUAUUUCCACUUGCUCUGAAACCUUGAUUGCAAGAAGAUAUGUUCUUCAGCAGAAACUUGGCAGAGGAAGCUUUGGAACAGUCUAUCUAGUUUCAGACAAGAAGGCAAAACAAGGAGAAGAAUUAAAGGUUCUAAAGGAAAUCUCUGUUGGAGACCUCAACCCCAAUGAAACAGUUGAAGCAAAUCUAGAAGCACAACUACUCUCCAAGCUAGAUCACCCAGCCAUUGUCAAGUUUUAUGCAAGCUUUGUGGAACGAGAGAGUUUCUGCAUCAUCACUGAAUACUGUGAGGGUCGAGAUCUAGACUGCAAAAUUCAAGAAUACAAAGAAGCCAAGAAAAUAUUCACUGAAAGCCAGAUAAUAGAAUGGUUUAUACAGUUGUUGCUUGGAGUCAACUAUAUGCAUGAAAGGCGAAUACUUCACAGGGAUUUAAAAGCCAAGAAUAUUUUUUUGAAAAAUAACCUUCUUAAAAUUGGGGACUUCGGAGUUUCUCGUCUCUUGAUGGGAUCGUGUGAUCUGGCAACUACGUUUACUGGGACACCUUACUACAUGAGCCCAGAGGCACUGAAACAUCAAGGUUAUGACACAAAAUCUGACAUUUGGUCACUGGGAUGCAUUUUGUAUGAGAUGUGCUGUCUGGAUCAUGCAUUUACUGGACACAAUUUUUUGUCUGUUGUGCUAAAAAUCGUGGAAGGCAACACACCUUCUCUUCCUGACAGAUAUCCAAAUAAACUGAACACAGUCCUCCACAGCAUGCUGAACAAGAAUCCUUCUCUGAGGCCAUCUGCAACAGAGAUUCUAAAAAUCCCCUACAUUGAUGAACAAUUACAGCAGAAUGUCAAAUGCAAAUUCAUAAAUAUGGCUCUGAAAGACAAGACAUUUAAUUGUCAGAAAGAAGCUGCACGCAUCGUUAAUGCUGUGCAGAAAAAAGUCCAUUUGCAAACUCUGCGGGAACUGUCUGAGGUGCAGAAAAUGACUCCACGAGAGCGAAUGAGGUUGCGGAAGUUAAAUGCUGCAGAUGAAAAAGCAAAGAAGCUUAAACAACUGGCAGAAGAAAAAUAUCAAGAAAACCUCAAAAGAAUGCAAGAACUGAGGUCCCGUAACUUUCAGCAAUUGAGUAUAGAUGUGCUUCAUGAAUCUGAUGAGCAGACUUCAAAGCAUCUGAUUCAGUCUCAGCCAAUCACUGCACUGGACUACAUAUCCAUAGGACAUAAAGAACCAAGUGAAAAUGAGACACCGGGCAGGCUCUGUAUGUCUGAACCUGUGGAGCACGAGAUCCCUGAAGAUCCACAAAUCGCAGAAGAAUAUUAUAAUGAUGUGUUUGAUUCUUGUUCAGAAACAAGUGAAGAGGAGGAGCAGAGGGAGGAGGAGAAUAUGGAAGUAUCACAGACUGUCUCUAAAACCAGUCAACAGGACAGUGAUGUCAAGGCAAUGGUCAGGUAUUUGGAGAACGUCCUGAAUAACAGCUCUCUAGGUUCUGGGACUGUCACCAGCGUGGCUCCAGUAGUGCCCCAGGGAUCGAGAGCAAUCAACAACACCAUGGCUGAGACCAAGCUGAAACGCAUGAGGGAAUCAGCAAUUCAGAAGCUGGGAGCAGAAGUAUUUGAAAAGGUUUACAGCUAUCUCAAGAAAGCAAGACAGCAGAAUGCAAGUGAAGACGAGAUCCGGGAAUGUCUGGAGAAAGUGGUUUCUAGAGCAAGCGACUGUUUUGAAGUGGAUCAGCUUCUCUACUUUGAGGAUCAGCUGCUUGCCUUAGCUCCAGUGUAAAAUGUACAUCAGAAAUGGACAACACUGGAGAUAUGUGAAAAUGCUGAGCUACACCCUUACAGGCCAGCAAACAAGUACUGUAUUAUUGGGGGUCAGAAAGGUGUCCAUCAUGGUGACAAUCUUUUUUCCCCAUUUGUUUUAUUGCAUCAAGAAGUGUAUUCCCUUAGGUCCAGAUUUUUCACCCACGGGUUGUUCCCAUUGACUUUAAUGGUGCAUGAUCAGGGUCCCAGUGAGGUCAGUGGGAGUUUUGCCAUUGAUUUCUAUAGUAGCAAGAGUGGGCUUUGAUCCAGCAAGACAUUAAGCACAUACUUAAAUGCUUUGCUGGAUUUUGCCUUGGACAGCAGUAUGUAUAUAUGAGUGUGUUUGUGUGUUUAUAUACACAUAUGUGUGUAUAUAUGGUUACUCAAUUAUCAGAAAUCACACAUUAGUUAUUGCUCUGUUGAAGGCCUGUAUUUCACCUGAGUGCCCUUUGAAAGAGCCAUGCAAAAGAGAGAGAGAGAGAGCGAGAGAGAGAGAGACAUGAAGCCCGACCUGAAGCCUGCUGAAAUCCAUGAAAAUAUUUCCAUGAACUUCUGUGGGUUUUGGAUCAGGCCCAUAGUAUACAACUAGAAAAAUAAAUCCAUUUUAGCUUGUUCACA
Chelonia mydas (Green sea turtle) is the source of this 2776-nucleotide messenger RNA. It is a transcript of the gene NEK11, whose product is annotated as NIMA related kinase 11. Lineage: Eukaryota; Metazoa; Chordata; Testudines; Cheloniidae. The coding region runs from base 327 to 2138 and encodes 603 amino acids. Gene Ontology annotation, molecular function: ATP binding; protein kinase activity. The record is from RefSeq and is a predicted model, not a curated record. The transcript is spliced from 16 exons. Gene Ontology annotation, biological process: protein phosphorylation.